GUAUAUAAAUAUAGUGAUGAUACCAUCUAAACAUAUAAACAAUUUCUCUUGACAUAAACAACAAAAUCGAGUAAUUUAAAAACAAAGAAAAAAAAUGACUUUCAAAAACGUUAUUGUAACCGGUGCCAAUCGUGGAAUCGGAUUGGAAUUUGUUCGACAAUUGUUGAAACAAAAUAAUUCACCGAAAAAUUUGAUUGCAACCACUCGAAAACAAUCGCCAGAAUUGGAUAGUCUUAAAUCGGCUCAUAAUAAUCUACAUGUAUUGACUUAUGAUGCUACUAACUAUGAUAGCUAUGGUGAUUUUGUCAAACAAGUUGAAUCGAUUGUCAAGAAUGAAGGCCUCAAUCUAUUGAUCAACAAUGCUGGAAUGGCUAUCCGAUCAACAUUGGAUAAUGUCACCCCAAAAGAUAUAUUGACAAAUGUCGAAGUGAACGCCGUUGGUUCAUUGAUGUUGACCAAAGCAUUGUUGCCAUUGUUGAAGGCUUCAGCUGCAGCUGGACAAAAAACUUUGGUUGCAAACAUUUCUUCAGCUAUGGGUUCAAUCGAUGACAAUGGUUCCGGUGGUAGUUACGCUUAUCGUGCAAGUAAAGUGACCAUGAAUAUGUUCACCAAAUCAUUGUCUGUUGACUUAAAAUCGGAUAACAUUAUCGUCAUGACACUUCAUCCUGGUUGGGUUCAAACCGAUAUGGGCGGCCCAAAUGCUUUGAUCAAUACGGAAACUAGUGCUACUGGUUUGUUGGAUGUAUUCAACAAAGCCGACAUGUCAUACACUGGAAAAUUUUUAGAUUGGGCCGGUAAAGAACGUAAAUGGUGAUUGAAAAAAAAAUCAAACGAUAUUGCUUUUUAAUCACUCGAUUCAAUAUUCGAUUAAGAAAAAACAAAUAAAAUGAUUUGUAUUUCAAAAA
This is a messenger RNA of Dermatophagoides farinae (American house dust mite), 905 nucleotides long. RefSeq names its product SDR family oxidoreductase sniffer (gene sni). Lineage: Eukaryota; Metazoa; Arthropoda; Arachnida; Sarcoptiformes; Pyroglyphidae. Gene Ontology annotation, molecular function: oxidoreductase activity. The record is from RefSeq and is a predicted model, not a curated record. Gene Ontology annotation, cellular component: cytoplasm.